Messenger RNA from Diprion similis, 732 nucleotides. RefSeq names its product cuticle protein 19-like. The coding region runs from base 107 to 667 and encodes 186 amino acids. The record is from RefSeq and is a predicted model, not a curated record. The transcript is spliced from 3 exons. Gene Ontology annotation, cellular component: extracellular matrix. NCBI's taxonomy places the organism in Eukaryota, Metazoa, Arthropoda, Insecta, Hymenoptera, Diprionidae.
UCAGCCUACUGUGACCAGUUCAGGAUCACAGACUGCAUAUUCUCUGGGUAUAUAAAUUACUUCGUUCGUUUUGUCCGGACAUCAGUGAUCUUGUACAAUUAGCACCAUGCUCAAGCUCGUCGUUUUCCUCGCCUCCGUCUUCGUCGCAUCCGACGCCAUCCUCGUCGGUUACAACAGUCCUUCGGUCGGCUACGAGGCAUAUGCGGGAUACGGAAACCCGGAAGGGCACGAAAGGGCGACUUCGCACGCUUCGAUAUCCGGUCCCGCUGUUCUCCUUGAGGUCACAGGUUAUCCUGCGGGCUACGCAAGUUACGGGAACGACGAACUCUACCCGAAAUAUGAAGACGACGAUUCCCACGAUCGUUACGCAUAUCCCAAGUACGCCUACAGCUAUGGCGUAAACGAUCCUCACACCGGUGACGUCAAGAGCCAGGAAGAGGUCCGGGAUGGUGACGUCGUCAAGGGUUCCUACAGGCUCAACGAGCCCGAUGGAACGGUUCGUAUCGUCGAAUAUACAGCUGACGACCACAACGGAUUCAACGCCGUCGUAAAGAAGCUUGGACACGCUGUACAUCCGGCUCCGAUUCCAGUGGUGAAGUACGUCGCUGGAGGACCAAGGAAGUACCAGGAUUCCGAAUACGAAGGAGGAUACCGUGGACGCUAUUAGGGCCUGAUUAUUUGUUAGCAUCGACGGUUUUGUGCGGAGAAAUAAAACGAUGAAAAAAGUGAAAA